UUAUGUGAUGCAUUCAGUAUUUGCUACGUGAAACCCAAGUUGUUGGCAUCAUGAAUUUGAGUAUUCAAUUCGGAUGUUCCUAACAACUCCUAACAACUCCAAUAAUGGCCCAUAGGCUUCUUAAUAUACCUUCCUACUACCUUCUUGUGUGCGUGUGAACGUGAGAGAGGGCGAGAGACAGAGAAAGAGAUGUGCUGACUGCGUGGACAUCUAAAGGGUUUUGAUUGCAGAAACCAGGAGAACUUUCUGCGACCUAGAGAGGAGCUUUCACCAAAACCAUGGAUGGCCAGAGAAACAUCUCUGAGGAAGAGAAGAUUCAAGAAAUUGGAGCAGAACUAGAACGUUUGCAUGCCGAAAACAAGGAGCUUUGCCUUAUGCUCCACACGAUGAAUAAUAAGUACACCGCCCUUCAAGCUCAUGUAGAGAAGAUAAGGGAAGAAGUGGACUUUAUGAAUGAAAGCUGUUCGAGCCAUUACUUGACCAAGAGACGGCCUAUUGAGUCCAUAAAGCCAAAAUCUACACGCAUAUUUGUCAGAACAAAUGAAGAUAGUACGAGCUUAAUAGUCAAGGAUGGGUACCAUUGGAGAAAGUAUGGACAGAAGAUUACUAAAGAUAAUCCAUCCCCUCGGGCUUAUUUUAGGUGUUCUAUGGCUCCAAGCUGUCAUGUUAAGAAGAAGGUUCAACGAAGUCCAGAUGAUAAAUCGAUUCUGGUGGCAACAUAUGAAGGAGAACACAACCACCCCCUACCUGGAGAGCUUGAUGGCAUGACCUCAUUACCAACUACCUCCAGCACUGGCUUAAUGGCUGGAACUUCUUCUUCUUCCACAUCGAGGGACCUAUCUCAGCCCACGGUCACUCUUGAUCUUGCACUAUGUGGGAGCAAUCAUGAAGCAGCAAGGUCCACAGAGACCCUCAAAAACGAUACCAACGACAACAACAAGAAUAUCAUGGAAGAGUGCAUCACACUUUUAAGUGGAGAUCCAAACUUUAGAGUAGCCUUGGCGGCUGCAGUGGCACGCUCAAUUAUCUCUAAUCAUCCAUCAAAUAGCUGAACAUCACGUACUGAUAUAUGUUUUGGUUCAUGAAGGCUUAUAAGUCUCUUCCGUUGUGUUAAAAUAAUUAUGGAAAGUAAAAAACUUUUUUUAAACGGAUUGAGAGUUUUCUUUUCUUUUUUUUUCAGAUUUUCUAAAGAACUAGGAUAGGUACAUGACGUACCAGUAUAUGUCUUGGUUCAUGAGGGCUUAGAAGUUUCUGCCAUUGUGUUAAAAUAAUUUAAAGUAAAAAAUAGUUUUUUAAACUGAUUGAUAUUUUUUAGGUUUUUAAAAGAAACAGGAUAGGUGGGAGCACAGCCUAAAGGGGUCAGCACCCAUCUUCUUGGUGAAUGUACUGUUGUAGUCUCUUGAUUAAGCCCCAGAAGAUGGCGUUCCCAG
Molecule: messenger RNA, 1430 nt
Organism: Elaeis guineensis (African oil palm)
Lineage: Eukaryota; Viridiplantae; Streptophyta; Magnoliopsida; Arecales; Arecaceae
Product: probable WRKY transcription factor 40
Biological process (GO): regulation of DNA-templated transcription
Molecular function (GO): DNA-binding transcription factor activity; sequence-specific DNA binding
Source: RefSeq, a predicted model, not a curated record